Molecule: messenger RNA, 699 nt
Organism: Merops nubicus (carmine bee-eater)
Lineage: Eukaryota; Metazoa; Chordata; Aves; Coraciiformes; Meropidae
Gene: PA2G4
Product: proliferation-associated 2G4, 38kDa
Exons: 8
Source: RefSeq, a predicted model, not a curated record
AACACACAAGUGACAGAGGCCUGGAACAAAAUCGCCCACUCGUUCCACUGCACACCCAUCGAAGGGAUGCUGUCCCACCAGCUGAAGCAGCACGUGAUCGAUGGGGAGAAAACAAUCAUCCAGAACCCUACAGACCAGCAGAAGAAGGACCACGAAAAAGCAGAAUUUGAGGUCCACGAAGUCUACGCCGUUGAUGUUCUCGUCAGCAGUGGAGAGGGAAAGGCGAAGGACGCGGGCCAGAGAACCACCAUUUACAAAAGGGACCCCUCCAAACAGUAUGGCCUGAAGAUGAAAACCUCCCGUGCCUUUUUCAGCGAGGUGGAGAGGCGCUUCGAUACCAUGCCGUUCACUCUCAGGGCAUUCGAGGACGAGAAGAAGGCCAGGAUGGGGGUGGUGGAAUGCGCCAAACACGAGCUGCUCCAGCCCUUCAACGUCCUCUACGAGAAGGAAGGGGAGUUUGUUGCACAGUUUAAGUUCACGGUGCUUUUAAUGCCCAACGGCCCCAUGAGGAUAACCAGCGGCCCCUUCGAACCAGAGCUCUACAAGUCCGAGUUUGAGGUGCAAGAUGGAGAACUGAAGGCCCUUCUACAAAGUUCUGCAAGCCGGAAGACCCAGAAAAAGAAGAAAAAGAAGGCCUCCAAGAACGCAGAGAAUGCCACCACGGGAGAGACAGCAGAGGAGAACGAGGCUGGCGACUGA